CGCUUUUGUCGCACCCGAGUUUAAACCCUACAGGUUCAGCUUCACCGGAAGCUUUUCUUUGAGCUUUGCCGUCAUAUAGUUCAGAGUGCGAUUUCAAGCUUAGAAAAUGAAUUUGAAGAACAUGAAAGUUCCAAACGUUCCAGGCGGUGGCGCAGCCUCCGCUCUUAUUAAACUGGGGAUUGUUGGUGGCCUUGGCUUGUAUGCAGUUUCCAACAGUCUUUACAAUGUUGAGGGAGGUCACCGAGCUAUUGUUUUCAACCGUGUUGUCGGUGUUAAGGACAAGGUUUAUCCUGAAGGAACACACUUCAUGAUCCCAUGGUUUGAAAGGCCGGUAAUAUAUGAUGUUCGUGCACGACCUCAUCUGGUUGAAAGUACAACAGGAAGUCACGAUCUCCAGAUGGUGAAAAUUGGGCUUCGUGUUCUUACUCGCCCCUUGCCUGAUCAACUGCCUACAAUUUAUCGAACACUUGGUGAGAAUUUUAAUGAAAGGGUAUUGCCUUCAAUCAUUCAUGAAACUUUGAAAGCUGUUGUUGCACAAUACAAUGCCAGCCAGCUUAUCACGCAGAGAGAGGCUGUUAGUAGGGAAAUUCGGAAGAUCUUGACUGAGAGGGCAUCCUACUUCAAUAUUGCCCUAGAUGAUGUUUCAAUUACCAGCCUGACCUUUGGCAAAGAAUUUACAGCAGCCAUUGAAGCCAAGCAGGUGGCUGCUCAAGAAGCGGAGAGAGCUAAAUUUGUUGUGGAAAAGGCUGAGCAAGACAAAAGAAGUGCUGUAAUUAGAGCACAGGGAGAAGCAAAGAGUGCUCAACUGAUUGGACAAGCUAUUGCCAAUAAUCCAGCUUUUAUCACAUUGAGGAAGAUAGAAGCUGCAAGAGAAAUUGCUCACACAAUAUCAAACGCAGCAAACAAGGUUUACCUCAAUUCAGAUGAUCUGUUGCUGAAUCUUCAAGAGAUGAAUUUGGAGCCAGUCAAAAAAUGACUUGGUCGACCAUGUUUAGAAUGUGAUGACUGAAGUGCAAAGAAUUCAAGAGCGUGGAAUGUGUUUGAGCCUUUUGGAACUUUUGGUAGAGGGAUUGAUUGAUAUUAACGUGUUAAGCAUACACAAAAUGAAAGGGAUUCAGCUAGCUUAGUUACUUUUUUGGUUUAAUCUUUAUUUCCUUUCUAUUAUAUUUCUCCAAUUUCCUUGGAGGAUAUUAAUUCACGAGAAUGUGCUUUAAAUAAAUGUUUCUUGCUUCUUGCCGAACCCUCUGGCAGCUUUCUGAAUUCUUCCCGGAAAAUUGCUUCA
This is a messenger RNA of Neltuma alba, 1282 nucleotides long. RefSeq names its product prohibitin-2, mitochondrial. Gene Ontology annotation, cellular component: membrane; mitochondrion. Gene Ontology annotation, biological process: mitochondrion organization. The coding region runs from base 107 to 976 and encodes 289 amino acids. Lineage: Eukaryota; Viridiplantae; Streptophyta; Magnoliopsida; Fabales; Fabaceae. The transcript is spliced from 6 exons. The record is from RefSeq and is a predicted model, not a curated record.